This is a messenger RNA of Ambispora leptoticha, 429 nucleotides long. Lineage: Eukaryota; Fungi; Glomeromycota; Glomeromycetes; Archaeosporales; Ambisporaceae. The record is from the annotation of a GenBank genome assembly.
AUGUCUCUAGCUAGAACCUCUUCAUCCAAAAUAAAAUCCUCAAACACAACUUCACCAAUAAACGAACAAUCGCAAGAAUCCAAAAGAUCUUUUCCAUCAUCCUCUAUUCCGGUGCAAAUUGCUUUCGAGGAACCAUCCGAGUAUGUGAAACUAAUAAGUUCGGAUGGUUUCGAGUUUAUCAUUGCUCGGCAGGCAGCAUUGUGUAGUGGGACUAUAAAAAACAUGUUAUCAAGUCCCGGUCAAUUUCAGGAAUCCGAAAGAAAUGAAAUUAAUUUUCGAGAUAUAAAAGCAGUUAUUCUAGAAAAAGUAUGCCAAUACUUGUACUACAAAGUAAAAUAUACAGAUUCCACAAAUGAUAUACCAAAUUUUGAUAUUGACCCACAGAUGGGAUUGGAAUUGUUAAUGGCGGCGGAUUUUCUAGACUGUUAA